UUUUCCAUUUUUCAUCGUUGCGGUUCGGCUUCGUUCGUUCGCAGGAGGUGUAGAGAUUGCACGCGUCGCUUCUUCGGCUCUUUCGUGGCUGUUCGACUACGCUCUUUCGACGGCUUUCCCUUCCUGUCGGAUCGGAAGUUACGACAUUUUGAUCGGAAGCAAGGGAACUCGCUGGCUGUGAAGGAGGUGUAAGAUUGCACGAGUGGCUUAUCCGGGAUUUACGGCAGAAAGAGGGAAACGGAGGAUUUAUUCCGCUGUGAGAUUUAUUAAUUCGAGCGUUAUUGGCAUAGACCAGAAUCGACAUUUUACCAGAAUCACCAAAAAUGUCUCGCAAGGGAUUAAUGGAGCAAGACUUGUCUAAGCUUGAUGUGACAAAAUUGAAUCCAUUAUCACCAGAAGUCAUUUCAAGACAAGCUACUAUAAAUAUAGGUACUAUUGGUCAUGUGGCCCAUGGGAAGUCAACUGUUGUUAAAGCUAUAUCUGGUGUUCAGACUGUUCGAUUUAAAAAUGAACUGGAGCGGAACAUCACCAUCAAACUAGGAUAUGCAAAUGCAAAGAUCUACAAAUGUGAAGAUGAAAAAUGCCCAAGACCAAUGUGCUACAAAGCAUAUGGAAGCGGGAAAGAAGACAGCCCUCUUUGUGAUGUUCCUGGUUUUGAGAACGCUAGGAUGAAGCUUUUACGACAUGUAUCUUUUGUCGAUUGCCCUGGCCAUGAUAUUCUUAUGGCUACAAUGCUUAAUGGAGCUGCAAUCAUGGACGGGGCAUUGCUUUUAAUAGCUGGCAAUGAAAGCUGCCCUCAGCCUCAAACUUCUGAACAUCUGGCAGCUGUUGAAAUUAUGCGGUUACAGCACAUUAUUAUCCUACAAAAUAAGAUUGACCUAAUUCAAGAAAGUGUGGCACUUAAUCAACAUGAGGCCAUCCAGAAAUUUAUCCAGGGCACAAUUGCUGACGGGGCGCCUGUUGUGCCUAUCUCUGCUCAGUUGAGGUAUAAUAUAGAUGUUGUUUGUGAGUACCUUAUCAACAAAAUCCCCAUUCCAGUGAGAAAUUUUACCUCACCGCCAAACAUGAUUGUCAUUCGCUCUUUUGAUGUGAAUAAGCCUGGUUCAGAAGUUGAUGAGAUAAAAGGCGGUGUUGCUGGUGGAAGCAUUCUUUGGGGAGUUCUAAAGGUGAAUCAGUUUAUUGAGGUUCGUCCUGGCAUUGUCAUGAAAGAUGAAAAUGGAAAUAUCAAAUGCACACCAAUAUUUUCUAGGAUUGUAUCGUUGUUUGCCGAGCAAAAUGAGCUCCAGUUUGCCGUCCCUGGCGGACUUAUCGGUGUCGGCACCACCAUGGAUCCUACACUGACCCGCGCAGACAGGCUUGUUGGCCAGGUUCUUGGUGAGGUGAAUUCGCUGCCUGAUGUCUUUGUGGAGCUUGAGGUCAACUUCUUCCUGCUGCGAAGGUUACUAGGCGUCAGGACCAAGGGUGCCGAGAAGCAAGGCAAAGUCGCGAAACUGACGAAAGCCGAGAUGCUCAUGCUUAACAUCGGAUCCAUGUCGACCGGAGCUCGAGUCAUCGCCGUCAAAAACGAUCUAGCCAAGCUCCAGCUCACAGCUCCCGUGUGCACAAGCAAAGGCGAGAAGGUGGCCCUCAGUCGCCGCGUCGAGAAGCACUGGCGCCUCAUCGGCUGGGGCCAGAUCCAAGCCGGCGCCACCCUGCAAGUCCCUGAUGCCCCCAAAAAUCUGUUUUCUUAGUGUUCAAUCUUUGCUUAAGGAAGCCAUGUGGGUGGGCAGGAAGCUACUUGGAACAAUUUUUCUCAGGUGGAGAAGAAAACCAAAGCUUUCUGUUCUUUGUUUAGUAGUUUGUUCAGAUUUUGCAUUACAUGAUUAUGCUAUUUGAGCUUUAAGCUGAAACAUUCUAUUUAUUGAAUGCAUUUUCUUGUGUCAUAUUUAAA
This is a messenger RNA of Dendrobium catenatum, 1930 nucleotides long. RefSeq names its product eukaryotic translation initiation factor 2 subunit gamma. Gene Ontology annotation, biological process: positive regulation of translational fidelity; formation of translation preinitiation complex. Gene Ontology annotation, cellular component: cytosol; eukaryotic translation initiation factor 2 complex. Gene Ontology annotation, molecular function: GTP binding; translation initiation factor activity; tRNA binding. The coding region runs from base 324 to 1730 and encodes 468 amino acids. Lineage: Eukaryota; Viridiplantae; Streptophyta; Magnoliopsida; Asparagales; Orchidaceae. The transcript has 10 exons. The record is from RefSeq and is a predicted model, not a curated record.